This is a messenger RNA of Helianthus annuus (common sunflower), 2348 nucleotides long. RefSeq names its product pentatricopeptide repeat-containing protein At4g14850. The transcript has a single exon. Lineage: Eukaryota; Viridiplantae; Streptophyta; Magnoliopsida; Asterales; Asteraceae. The coding region runs from base 233 to 2305 and encodes 690 amino acids. Gene Ontology annotation, molecular function: RNA binding; protein binding; zinc ion binding. Gene Ontology annotation, biological process: RNA modification. The record is from RefSeq and is a predicted model, not a curated record.
GAAAGAUGGUACCCUUUUGCAGUUUGAUCCUGCUCCUAGGCGAGGAGAACCUGGUGUAACCAGACGAACACAUUUUUUAAACAGGACCCGAACUCGUCUUAACCCGAACCGAAAUAACCAUUUUUUAAGCUGGCCCGUUACCCCUUCCGCCUGCCCCGCCCAUUUUUCCAGGUAUAUUGAACAUUGGUUUUGAGCUGUCUUCCUUGGUGUUUGAAAACAUUUGCUAUGAGUUAUGACAUUUCGAACGUUAACCAAGCAUUUGCACAAAGACUCAAACACCUUGGCGCACAUAUUUCAAACCUACGCCCAAUCGAAACAGUUGUCUAAAGGAAAACAGCUUCAUGCGCAGCUCAUCACCUCUGGAUACCCAUCAUCCACUUAUCUCCAUAACCACCUUUUGUCUAUGUAUGGAAGAUGUGGUCAACUCGGAUAUGCCCACAAGGUGUUCGAUGAAAUGCCUCAAAGAAACUUGGUUUCUUGGACCGCUAUGAUAUCUGGGUUUUCUCAGAAUUCGGAGUUCUCAAAAGCAAUUACCACAUUUUGCCUGAUGUGGGUUUCUGGCGAAAGCCCGAAUCAGUUUACAUUUUCCAGUGUGAUUCAAGCUUGCUCGUUUCUCAAAUCAGUUCAAACCGGGAUGCAAAUUCAUUGUCUUGCUCUUAAAGUUGGGUUUAGCUAUGAACUGUUUGUCGGUAGUAACUUAGCGGACAUGUAUUCGAAAUGCGGGUCAAUCGUUGAGGCUUGUAUGGUUUUUGAAGAGAUGCCGUCUAAAGACGAAGUUUCAUGGAAUUCAAUGAUUGACGGGUAUGCGAAGAAUGGUUAUUAUGAAGAAGCCCUGGUGGCUUUUAGAAAGAUGCUGAUUGAUGACGUUGUGAUCGACCAGUAUCUACUUUGCAGUGCACUUUCGGCUUGUGGAUCUUUUAAAGCAUAUAACAUCGGACGAUGUCUUCAUACAUUUGUGGUGAAGUUAGGUUUCGAACCGCAUGUUUCUGUUAGCAAUGCACUUACAGACAUGUACUGUAAGUUAGGGGACAUGGAUAGUGGUUCACGAUUGCUUGAAAUAGACUCUAGAGGUACAAGUAUCGUUUCUUAUACUUCUUUGAUUGACGGGUAUGUUGAAUCGGAUCAAAUCGAGAAGGCGUUGACUGUUUUUAUCAAGUUGACGAGGCAAAGAAUCGAGCCUAACGAGUACACCUUCUCUAGCUUAAUCAAGGCUUGCGCUAAUCACGCUGCACUUGAACAAGGAUCCCAGUUUCACGCCUUAGUGUUGAAAUACAAGCUAGAUCAAGACCCUUUUGUUUCAUCUACCAUUGUCGAUAUGUACGGGAAAUGCGGUUUGCUUGAUCAUUCGAUACAAGCGUUCAAAACGAUUUCUAACGCAAACGAGUACGCAUGGAAUUCGAUGAUAGGUGUCUUUGCUCACCAUGGUCUAGGACACGAAGCAAUAGACAUAUUCGAUAGGAUGGUGGUUCAAAACUUGAAACCGAAUGCGGUAACGUUUAUCAAUCUUCUAAACGCGUGCAGCCAUUCGGGGUUACGAAACGAAGGAUUAAGUUACUUCAAUUCGAUGGAAACAGUUUAUGGCAUUAAACCUAGAUCAGAACAUUACGCUUGUGUUAUUGACUUAUUGGGCCGAGUUGGGAAGCUUGAAGAAGCGGAAAAUUUUAUUAACGAUAUGCCCUUUGAGCCAAACGCUUACGCUUGGUGUUCAUUUCUCGCAUCCUGUAGAAAAUAUGGUGAUAAAGAAAGGGGAAGGCUUGCAGCCGAAAGUCUAAAACGGGUUGACCCGGAAAACAGUGGGGCCCAUGUAUUACUUUCGAAUAUUUACGCAAAAGAACAACAAUGGGAGGAUGUAAGGAGUGUUAGAAAGACGAUGAAGGAUGAAAACGUGAAGAAACUGCCGGGUUAUAGUUGGGUUGAUGUUGAUAAUAAAGUUCAUGUAUUUGGAGCUGAAGAUUGGUGUCAUCCACAUAAGAAAGAAAUCGAUGUGAAACUCGAUAGUCUUUUGGGAAAGAUAAUCGAAGCUGGAUAUGUUCCGGAUAUCGAGUCGGUCCCACUUGAUUUGGAUGAUGAUAUGAAGGUGAAGGUUCUUCAUCGUCAUAGCGAGAGGAUGGCUAUAGCGUACGCGCUUAUACGUCUGCCUGUUGGGAAACCGAUUAUCGUGAAGAAAAAUAUUAGGGUUUGUGUUGAUUGCCAUUCUGCAAUCAAGUUGAUCUCUAAAGUUGAGGGGAGAAAUAUUAUUUUAAGAGAUAAUAGUAGGUUUCAUCACUUUGUUGAUGGAUCAUGUUCUUGUAAUGACUUUUGGUAAGUCAUGUUUUCUGUGAAGAUGAUUACAUAAUCACUUGAUCUGA